This is a messenger RNA of Melanotaenia boesemani (Boeseman's rainbowfish), 4745 nucleotides long. Its product is annotated as oxysterol-binding protein-related protein 11-like. Lineage: Eukaryota; Metazoa; Chordata; Actinopteri; Atheriniformes; Melanotaeniidae. Gene Ontology annotation, cellular component: membrane; cytosol; intracellular membrane-bounded organelle. Gene Ontology annotation, molecular function: sterol binding. The transcript has 13 exons. Bases 322 to 2484 code for a protein of 720 amino acids. The record is from RefSeq and is a predicted model, not a curated record.
UUUAAUUUAAAGCGGAAACUCCGUGUCGUAAUCAGUCACAUGAUAGUUGUCCUGCUGAAGCAGUAAAUAUCAGGCGAGCUUAUAGACCCAGGUUAUCCAGCAACUCCCUGUUCCAGCACAUUAGACAAUGUUUUAUUAUUCGUAAUUAGUUACCAGUCCAACGUCUGGUGGUGUGGCGUGUUUCGUUUAGGGAUGAACCAACAGCCCUGGCCGUCACUGUAAAAGAGGCUCGCCCACUUCAUCAAAUCUCAGCUAGCUUUACGGGUUAGCCUAAAGCUAGCAGGCUGAGUUAACGUCAGGAGGACUUCGUUGCUGGUGACUAUGCAAGGGGAAACUGCGGCGAUACGAAUCACGGAAAGCGAGGGCAAGCUGGAUGUAUUUCCCCAGAACAGGACCCCGAGCUCGGGGAGAGCAAGUGCUAAAAGUUGGCAGUACAGUGAUCACAUGGAGAAUAUUGAUGGCUACUUGAUGAAAUACACCAACCUGGUGACAGGCUGGCAGUACAGGUUCUUUGUCUUAAACAAUGAGGCGGGCUUUCUGGAGUAUUUUGUCAACGAGCAGUCACGUCCACAGAAGCCCCGUGGCACGCUUCCUCUGGCUGGUGCCGUCAUUUCUCCCAGUGAUGAAGACUCGCAUACCUUCACAGUAAACGCCAUCAGCGGGGAGCAGUACAAGCUCAGGGCCACUGAUGCCAAAGAGAGGCAGCACUGGGUCAGCAGACUGCAGAUCUGCACACAACACCACACAGAGGCCAUGGGAAAGAGUAAUCCCCCUCCCAAAUCCCGUAGCUACUCCAUGGUGUCUCAAGGCAGCGGCAGCUCACCCAUGUCCCUGCGCCGGCCCAGCCAAAACCCACCCCCUUUGUUCGGCUGGCAGCAGGGCCACAAGGGCUCGUCACUCUACUCCAGCAAGAGGUCACUGCUGCCAGACCACCUGAUGGACGCAAGAGAGAUGAUGAGUCAGGCCCAGGGUCAGCACAGAGACCUGAUCCAGAGUAUUGAGGGCCUGCCAGCAGCCCCUGGCCUCUCCCCUCUAGACCAGGAUCUGCUGAUGCUCAAGGCUACCUCCAUGGCCACCAUGAACUGCCUCAACGAGUGCCUGCACAUUUUGCACCUGCAGCAGGUUGCCAGACACAGGAGCUCCCUGGAAGCAGGACCCACCAUCGAGUGGUUGGAGCCCAAACUGCCCGACAUCCUGAAGAACGGCAGCAGCUCUCUGGGCAGCUUCACGACGGGGGAGGGCCCGCUGGAGGGGAGCUGCCUGGAGCUCAGCACCCCUGAGACCUGCAGCUUCUCUGGGGAACAGGAGGACAUAAGCGCAGAUGAUGAGGAGGAGGACUCCUUUACAGACAAGGAGGAGGACCUGGGCGCCGUAGAGGAGGAGCGCAGCGUCAUCCUACACCUGCUGUCACAGCUAAAGCUGGGCAUGGACCUCACACGGGUCGUCCUUCCCACUUUCAUCCUAGAAAAGCGCUCUCUGCUGGAGAUGUACGCCGACUUCAUAUCCCAUCCGGACCUCUUUGUCACCAUCACCGACGGCAGCAGCCCGGAGGACCGCAUGGUCCGGUUUGUUGAGUACUACCUCACCUCCUUCCAUGAGGGCCGCAAGGGCGCCAUUGCCAAGAAGCCCUACAACCCUAUCAUCGGUGAGACCUUCCACUGCUCCUGGAAGGUACCCAGGAGACCGGAUGCCUCCAAGGAGCCCUCACAGGGAAGCCCAGAGCCUGCUGCAGCCUCCCAGGAACCCUACCAAGUGCGGUUUGUGGCAGAGCAGGUGUCCCAUCAUCCCCCUGUGUCUGGCUUCUAUGCGGAGUGCCAGGAGAGGAGGAUGUGUGUGAACACACAUGUGUGGACCAAGAGCAAGUUUAUGGGGAUGUCUAUUGGAGUAUCCAUGAUAGGAGAAGGUUGUCUGCAUUUGCUGGAGCAUGACGAAGAGUACACCUUUACGCUGCCCUGUGCCUACGCGCGCUCCAUCCUCACCGUUCCCUGGGUAGAACUGGGUGGCAAAGUCAACAUCAGCUGCGCUAAAUCCGGCUACUCAGCAGUCAUCACUUUCCAGACGAAACCCUUUUACGGCGGCAAAUUACACAAAGUCACAGCAGAGGUGAAGCACAACGCCACCAACGCAGUGGUGUGCCGUGUGCAAGGCGAGUGGAACGGCGUGUUGGAGUUCAGCUACACCAGCGGAGAGACGAGGGUGGUCGACGUCACUAAGCUGCCUGUGACGAGGAAGCUUGUUAGGCCCGUUGAGAGGCAGGGACCCACUGAAUCCAGGCGCUUGUGGCAGCAUGUGUCUGAGGCCUUAAGGCAGAAAGAUAUUGAAAAAGCCACCGAGCACAAGAGGAUCCUAGAGGAGAGGCAGCGGACCGAGGAGAGGCACCGCGCUGAGACAGAAACACCGUGGAGGACCAGAUAUUUUGACAGAGAGGGUGAAGGUUGGGUUUAUCACAAGCCACUUUGGAAAAACUCUGCAUUCAAAUCCUAGUUUCUUCAGUCUUAUUCUUGGAUGUCGUAGAGUCAGGAAAGAGUGUGUGCGAGUGUGUGUCUCGGCACACACACACGCAUGAGGUCGGCAGUAAUGAUAUGAAAGCAUGGCCUGCACUGAAUGCAACAUGGGGAGAGGAGGGACGGAGUGUCUGAAGGCGUUCUCACUCAUGAUGCUCACAAAGCCUCCAAGUUUUUGAACUGCUGAUUUAGUUUUUUUGUACACAUAUAUAUCUAUAAUCCAGUGUCAGUGAAAACAUUCUUGUACAGGUAAUGGUACUCACAGCCUUAAGACAGUCUAAAGAAUGAUGCAACGAGUUCUGGCUUUGCUGAUCAACCCGGGUAAACUUAUUUACUUUUACUUCUCUUUUUUUUUUAAGCUGUGGUCUUACAGGAAGGUGACGUGACUUAAAUCACUGCAGUGCUGCCUGAAAAAGUUCAUGCUGUGAGACUGUUUUAAGAUGUGUUUUUCACUCUAAUUCACCAGGUAUUUUGAUUUUGGGUAAUACUUUGGGAAGAUUCGGAUGCUUUCUGUGGCUUAAUUCUGGAAAUAUUGUUUGAGGGGUGCUCCAGUGUUGGAGUGCUUGGUUUAAAGGGGAAUGCUCUUAAGAUUUAGAGAAACAAAAACACCGGAGCUUCUGAUUCCUGCAAUGAUGACUGCAUGUUAAGGUUUAAAAAAUAAUUAUUGGGUUCAAAACGUCCUUCAAAGAAUACUUAAAAUUUUCCUGAAACCAGAUAUAUAAAGACAUAAAUUUGCAUUGGGAAAAGAAAAUUUAAAAAAUGUUUGUCUUGUGAUAAAGACAUACUUUCAAAUGCAGAUUUUUAUUUUAUUUUUUUUGCUAUUUUUCUAAAAUAUUCUCAAUUUCAUUUACAAAUUUUCUUUUACCCUUUAGUUUUUUCUAUAAAACAUACAAUACAGCAUUACUAAAUUGCAUUUUUGUAAUUUAAUGUCAAAAUUCCUUUUUUUUCCUCCCCAUACAGUUUAUUUUUUUCUCUACAGUGACCUUAAUAUGUUGUCAUACAUGUCAGAAAUUACUCAUUUUUGCCACAUUAUUUUGUCUAAAGUGAAAGAAUUUCUUUUUUAGAGCCACAAAACACUUAAAAGCCAUUUAUUAAGCAGCUCAUAAACAUGUAAUGGAUGUUUUUAAUACACAAUAAUUGUGCACUAAUAGAUCAUAGCUGAAAUACACUUUAAAUUUAGUAAUUAUAUCCAUGUUAGUCUAUGAAUCAUUAUUAUGUUUGUGCUCUGCUUAUAAAUGAUCGGUUUGUGUUUAAAAUGAAUUAUUUUACCCUUCAGCCAGGCAGUAUUGUCACAUGUUUAAUAAUCAGCAUUUUUCUUCAUUUAUCUGAUUAUUAAAUAUUGUUGAUGAAAGUAAUUCAGCUCUAACAUGCUUUUAAUUAUAUUAUUGUGUCGAACUGCUGGAAAGUCACAUAAGACUCACUAACAUAAACGUAAGUAAAUGCAAAUGAUUGAGUUGCGUGAAUGCAUCUAAAGAUUUAGGGUUUUGACCUUCAUGCAUGACGGCUAACUCUUUUCAUUCUUUUUGAUUGCACUGAGUAGAAACUCCCGUUUGCUUUACUUAUGUUUCUAAAUGUCUGCUGUUCAAGCUUUUAACCAAAUUUGCUUUUUUUUGUGUGUGUAAUGCAAAUAAAUAUUUCUCUGAAGGCUUGUUAAUCUCCCAGUCCUGCUCUUUAAUUGCUCUUGUUUUAGAGCGGCUUUUUUUUUUUUUUUUUUUUUUUUUUUUUUUUUUUUUUUGUACAGAGACUCUUGUUUCAUCAGUGUUUCUUUGAAGGUCAGUAUACUGUGAUGUUUGGCUUUUAAUCCAUCUUCAGAGUGAAUUUUAGCCUCACGUUUUCAAAGCGCCCCCAGUAUCACGUCAGAAACGGUUCAUUCCACCCUGCCAUUGAUAAGCUAUUCCCUCCCAGUCUCGGUGCCUUAUGCAACUCUUUCUGUGCAUGUCUUCCCGUUGAGGGGGCAUGACAUUUUAAUCAGUUAUUUUUCUGAACGAUGCAAUGUUGUAUGUAUUGUUUUGGUGUGUUUGAUUUCUCUUUUUUUUUUUUUUUUUUUUUUUUUUUUAAAGAAUCUGUGCUCGAUGUUGAGAGAAGUCGACCGAGCACCGUUGACGUAGGUUUUACAUCCUCCUGGUUUUUCAGUCUGGUUGUCUUGCUGACCUAUGAAAUGCACUGACAUUAAAGGAGACCUGAUCUUGUAGAAAAAUGAUGUGUGACAAUAACCGAAUAAAAUUGCAAAUCAGUUGUAAA